Molecule: messenger RNA, 1725 nt
Organism: Daldinia vernicosa
Lineage: Eukaryota; Fungi; Ascomycota; Sordariomycetes; Xylariales; Hypoxylaceae
Exons: 7
Coding region: 395-1552 (385 amino acids)
Source: RefSeq, a predicted model, not a curated record
CCAAAAACUGAACAUGAGGUCUUUGCCGCGAGCAAUAUUAUAUUAUUAGGAAGAGGUACAAAUAAGAAGUCGCAUAUAAAAUUAUCUUCAAAACAGCCAAGGAACUGGAUUCAUUAUCGGAAUAUUAUCCUCUUUCGUCUGUGUGCUUUUCAGCUGCAAGCAAAAUGCCUGUUAGCUGUUUAAUUACAACCCUACCUCCUAUCAAACAGCCAUAGGCGUUUGCUAUGGUGAUUACGGCGCAUAUUGGAAUCGCCAAGAAAAACCCCUCCCGCAAUCAUCGCGCAACCGAUCCGUAAGGCUCCGGCAGAACACAGGAUUAGAUGCUGAUUCUUUUAUCUUACCUCAGUUAACCCUAGUCGACUGUCGAGCGCAGCAGGUUAAGAGACGAUUUAAGAUGCCUCAACUGCCAGCAGGAACUGUUGGUGAUGCCGUAGGCGUGCUAUUGUUCACGUUUGUUUGCUUAUUUACCAAUAUUCUCCUCAUAUGGCUUUACUGGAUCAGUCAUGAGAGGCUAAGCUAUGUGGCCUUGAUCGCGUACUUUGGCCUACUAUGCACCAUGAGUAGCAUCGUGCAGCAGAUAUAUAAUUACGCUUUAUGGGAUGAUCUCAUGUGGGCUCAGCUUUACUAUAUCAAAGCGAACUAUGAGAAUGCCGAUGUUAUCUUCAACAAUGGCAACUUUGGGUUCAUGCGAGCCCUGGCAGUCAUCCGGCUGUUCUGCUACAUCAUAGAGUCGUCUUACCUGAUGACAUAUUCAAUCCACAUGGUUUUGACUAUUUACGGUUACUGGGGAACACGACGAUCUGCCGAGAGAGUCUACAUUGUGGCCAGUAGGAUUGUGCCUUUUGUGCUAGACAUCAUCACCAUCGGGCUACUUCAAACACCGGCAGUUCAAAGCAGCUUCCUCGUAUACAUGGUCGUAGCUAAUGUACAAGCCGUCGGGAGUUGUGUAGUUGGAAUUAUAGCCAUAUCCAUCAUCGUUUGGAAAUACGUUAACACAAAGCUCUCCUGGAAGUAUUUACCACUCUCGCGACAUUCCAGACGAUGGAGUCUUCCCUUCAGGAACUCUGCGAGCUCAGAGAGCAAUUCUGAACCACGUCAGGGCCAAGUAACUAGGACCUUGCCAUCGGUAUUUGAUAGCAACUGGUUGGUGUUCCGACUCUUCACUGCCAUCAUUCUCAUAUCCGCAUUCAUAGUAGCGAGCAUAGUCACUCACCUACCCCAGCGCGACGAUGUAGCCAGGGACGCUCAAGCAGAUCAGCCCGACCUAAGUGCAGGACGCGCUAGAUCGAACAUUAUCGGAUACGUAUAUGGAGUGACACCCGGAUUGGCAAUAUGGAUAGUAUUUGGCCUUACUCGAACAUUCCGGGAGAUUAUGUACGAGAAGUUCGUUCCCAGGAGAUGGAGAACAAAACAGCUAAAGCCCCUACCAUCGCCCGGGAGCCCAUGGAAUGCUGCCAAUGAAAUGCAUCAUACGGAUUAUAUAUCGGGACCAAAUAUGACGCGGGCUGCGAUAGGAACCGAGUAUCGGCUAGAUGAUAUGCAUUGCGCAUAAGGGUCUUUAUCACCAGAGCUGACGAUUAUUCAGUAAAGAGAAGAUAAGGGAUAGGGGUAGCAAGGGGUAGUUGUCUCCCUAACCCCCCUUCCUAACUAUCUAUGGAUAUUGAUGCGAUCGAUUUGACUUAGGGAUUUAAUAAUGAGGCUACAAGAUACUCUUAACAAGCUGAG